Pungitius pungitius (ninespine stickleback) is the source of this 1032-nucleotide messenger RNA. Its product is annotated as C-signal-like. The transcript has 6 exons. Gene Ontology annotation, cellular component: cytoplasm. Bases 103 to 876 code for a protein of 257 amino acids. Lineage: Eukaryota; Metazoa; Chordata; Actinopteri; Perciformes; Gasterosteidae. The record is from RefSeq and is a predicted model, not a curated record. Gene Ontology annotation, molecular function: oxidoreductase activity.
GUAUAGCCACUCUGAUAUGAGAAAGUGGGUGUUGGUAGGAGAAAGUGUACAUGAAAAGGAGGCUUUCUGCCAACACUCACACUGCAAACUGAGGCAGAGAAAAUGGCAACUAAAGCGGCCAGCGUGCUCAUCACCGGAGCCAACAGAGGCCUCGGCCUGGAAAUGGUUAAGCAAAUGGUGGAGGGCUCCCGUGACGUGAAGAAGCUGUUCGCCUGCUGCAGGGACCCAGAUGGACCCAGGGCCGAGGCCUUGCAAACACUGGCAAAGAAGCAUCCCGACGUCAUCGUCGUCGUCCGUCUGGACGCAACGGACCUUUCUAGCAUCAAACAGUGUGCACAGCAGGUGUGCUCCGUGGUUGGGAAGGGGGGCCUCAACCUGCUGAUCAACAACGCAGGCGCAGCGGUUAAAACCACCUUCCAGGAAACCACUCCGGAGGACUUGCAGUACAUGUUCAACACCAACGUCAUGGGCCCUAUGAACGUCAUCAAAGAGUUCCUGCCUCACCUGCGCGCAGCGGCGAAGGCCAGCGGGACGCCCGGGAUGUCCAGCGGCAAAGCAGCCGUGGUCAACAUCUCGGCGAUCCUCGCUUCGUUCGAGAGCGUGAAGGAGUCUUACGCCACCCACCCGUUUUUCUCCUACCGCAUCAGCAAAGUGGCUUUGAAUAUGCUGACCAUGUGCACUGCAGAGGAACUGAAGAAGGAUGAGAUCCUGUUGUGUGUGCUGCACCCUGGGUGGGUGCGCACCGACAUGGGUGGAGAAAAGGGGGACAUCGGUGCUACGGAGAGUGUGCAGGGGAUGCUCGAAGUGAUGGCCUCUCUGACAGAGAAGCAGAGCGCAGGCUUCCUGGACUGGAAGGGCAGGUCCAUCCCCUGGUAGCUUUAAAGCAGCGCUUCAAAAACUGCACUCAAUCACUAAAUGAACCAAUACUUCAUGUCACUGCUUGGCUUACAUCGUGCUCAUUUCUACACAGAAUCAUGCACUUUAAUGAGGUGAUACUUGUUGAAUUCUGAAAUAAACUUGUGUGCUCAAUGA